Molecule: messenger RNA, 777 nt
Organism: Lachancea nothofagi CBS 11611
Lineage: Eukaryota; Fungi; Ascomycota; Saccharomycetes; Saccharomycetales; Saccharomycetaceae
Source: the annotation of a GenBank genome assembly
AUGCGUUUUCCAAUCCGAGUUCUCAACCGGAGGCUCUACCAUCCCAACGCUCUAGAGUACCAGGGGAAGCUGAAUCUCUUGCCUCUCACCUAUGGAUCUGAUUCCUUACAGUAUAAAGUUCUCGACCAUAGUUUGAAAACACAUGUUCCUUCGUACGGCUUCAGCGAAAGAGCGCUUGUGGCAUCGAUAAACGAUCUUGGGCUGGGUUCGUCGGUGCUGUCGGCACUGGGAGCUUCCAACUCGCCUUCGCUCUUCAACUCCUCGCCCGCAGUUUUGGAACUGGUCAAAUUCCAUCUCGUCACAAAGAGGUCCGCUUUGACGAGUAGCUUGGACCCAACACGGACGCCAGAGGUGCCACAACAGUUGCCAACCCUCGAGACCCUAUUCCAGCAACGACUCGAACUCAACAAACCUGUUGCGCCGCAUUUGAGCCAGCUUCUUUCGAUGCUUUCUAUCCCAGGUGAGUUUCUCGUCAAAACAGCUUUACCAGAACUCCACAGUCUCUCUGACGACAUGGUGUACUUUUCGCAAGCCCAUGACUCCCAUGACUUUGCUUGGUACUCGAAACGUGCGGCAAUUUCGUGCGCAUUUGUUAGCUCCGAGCUGUUCAUGGCUCAGGACAAAUCUCACAACUUUAACGACACCUUCGAGUUCGCCGCGGAAAAGCUCCACAACGUUACAAAACUGGGCCAAUACUACACCAAUACUGAGGAAUACAUGUGGUAUACUCUGCUUAUGAGCAUAAACUUAGCUAAGUCCCAGUUAGCCCGUGGUUGA